Chiloscyllium plagiosum (whitespotted bambooshark) is the source of this 1278-nucleotide messenger RNA. NCBI's taxonomy places the organism in Eukaryota, Metazoa, Chordata, Chondrichthyes, Orectolobiformes, Hemiscylliidae. The record is from RefSeq and is a predicted model, not a curated record.
ACGGAUGUAGAGGCGGUGCUAGAUUGUAUUUGCGUAAACUGCAUGUUACGGUUUCCCGUAUUGCAUUUGGUGAAACUCAGUCCCUUGAUAAAGUAGCAUGGCGUGGAAAGCCUGUUUCCUUGUAAUUGUUGUAUUCUGUCUCUUCAUAGAUGGCCAGGCUCAGCAAAUUUCAACACUGAAGAUGCUGACCAGGGCAAACAACGACACCGACGGAGGGAAGACACCGUCCGGGGUAAACAAUGACGCUGACAGAGGGAAGACACCGUCCAGGGUAAACAACGACACCGCCGACAGAGGGAAGGCACCGUCCGGGGUAAACAGCGACACCGCCGACGGAGGGAAGACACCGUCCGGGAUAAACAGCGACACCGCUGACAGAAGGAAGACACCGUCCGGGGUAAACAAUGACGCUGACAGAGGGAAGGCACCGUCCGGGGUAAACAGCGACACCGCCGACGGAGGGAAGACACCGUCCGGGGUAAACAACGACACCGCCGACGGAGGGAAGACACCGUCCGGGGUAAACAGCGACACCGCCGACGGAGGGAAGACACCGUCCGGGGUAAACAGCGACACCGCCGACGGAGGGAAGACACCGUCCGGGGUAAACAGCGACACCGCCGACAGAGGGACGACACCGUCAGUCACACCGACUGAGGCGAGCAGUCACUUUGUAAUUUACCUGAUAAGUGGCUCUUUGUUUGUAGCAGUAAUGUAUAUUCUCUACCACAACAAAAGCAAGAUCAGUGGAUUGUGCCAGAAAAAUGGGCCCAGUAGAAGUAAACGUCCAAACGUAUCUGAAUAUCAACGUCUUGAUCAGAAUUUAAGUGAAGUAAUUACUAGUCUGCAAAAGAGAAACCUUGACUAAAGAAAUUUUGUUAUAAAACCUCAGGUUUACAACAUUGUUUCAAAAUACUUUGAAGUCCCUGCCUUAAAACUGAAUUGUGAGGAAUAAAGAAGUCAAAGCAGUUUUUUUUUAAAUGUCUCAUUCCAUGUUGGAGAUUUCAGAUUUCACCUGUUCCUGCUAGUGAACUAGAUGGAAGAAAUGCACAUUAUCAUAGUUCACAUCUAAUAUCAGAAGUGCCUCUUAUCCUGUACUUUAAAGCUUGAUCUACUUAGUUUUGUACAAAAUAAUCCUGAAACAAUGUCAAAUUCAUUGUAAAAUGUUGAAAUGUAAUUUUGUUUGCAGAGCUGAUGCAUUUUGUACAAGCACUUAUAAAACAGAUUCUUUCAGAUGCAGUAAGUUUUUAAUGAUUAAAGUAAGCUUGAUGUAUCCGA